GCCUGAAGUUUAAAAAAAAUUAAGAGUGACCGGUAGAAGCUUUCUGGCGGCAAUUUUGAAGAGCUCUAAAGCCUCCGGGGAUUCGUCCGGAGCGUGAGGCAGAUCAGCCGUUCGACCGACGCAGAGCGGAAGUACCGUUGUAUCUGGUCUUUCUGGGGACUCGCGGAUAAACGGCCUUGACGGCGCGAGCCUCGGCGAGUCUCGGUCUGGUCCGAACUAGGACAGCGAAGCGUGUGUUCCGAUAGAUGGACGGGAAGAUCGAGCGAGACCUUCCUCUCCUUCUUCUGGAACGGCGAGGACUUCCUUGAACGGCGAGCGGUCGACCCGAGGCUUUUGAUUUUACGGCAUUACGCAGCAGCAGCGAAAUCCGGUUUUGCAUGGGUGUAUACCAGGAGACCGGCAAGCCUCCUCCUCCUAAUGUCAUCCCGAAGAUGGCCAGGGAUCGUGCCGGGUCAGACUACUCAGGCCACAUGAGCGACACAACCACGUGCAGCUGCGUCGCGAGCUCUCUUGACAAGUGCUCGUUGCGCGGUUGCGGCAUGUUCCAAGAGCCGUUCUUCCUGCAUCCACCAGGCUCCCGACCACGGGACGGUAUCUAUAUAAAUCCAAUGAGCGCGUACAUCGGCGAACCGCCCAAGCCCAAGGACUCGGCCGAGUCCUUCUACUUGCAUAGUCCACACGAUCUUGUCUACACCAGGAUUACGCGGCUGUUUGGCGACGCCGAAAAACCGCGAAACGGCGUUUCCGCGGCGGAGCAACGCCAUGUGCCGGAGAGGAAAGAUGAGACUCUGACUGUGAAAGUGGACGUGCACAUCAACAACGGUGGAUUCGUCGGCCGGCCGCAUCCUGGCAACGGACACGCGGCGCGCUCCGAGAACACGAGGGAGUCCUCGGAGCACGCUUACGAGCAGAUCUGCGUGAGACAGGAGGAGACGAGCAGCGUGAGCUCGUCAUCGCGCAAAAAGCUCUCGCAGAUAAGCGACCGCGCUCGUUCUCGAAAAACCGACAGGCGAUACAGUCGAUCUAGCAGCGCCAGCGAAUCUUCAAACAUGAGCAGCGAGAUUCACGGUUUGUCCUCGACGACAUCCACCCCGUCCUUAUCACGGCACAGUAGUAGUGAACGAAUUAACAAGUCGGGAAUUAAGACGAGCAUCGAUGCAUCGCACGAGAGGAAGGACUCGUCUAGCGCGCAGAUGGAAAGUGAAAAGGAGAUCCGUAUAAAUGGCAACGGCGGACCUAGUCUCUCGAAACCACCGCCACCGCCACCACCGCCGCCGCCGGACGAUGACGUAGUAGUUGUCUUGGUGAACGCAAAGUCGAACGCAGACGCAGCCGCUGACAAGAAAGAUGCGCGAGCAACUAGCCAGGACGGAAGAGGCGAGUCCUUCGCGACCAACAAGUCCGACGCAUCAUCCUCCGGCGAGCAUCCGCAACAGCCGGAAAUGCCGGCUCCCGCCAGUGCGCCGGUGGACGCGGACGAAAUUAAAGCGAGCCAGGCGUCCCACCUGGUAAACAGGCACAUGGUGCUGCCGUUCAUACCGCCAAAGUUCGCCAACGCGGACUCCAAUACCCUGCUCAAGCCGUCCGAAUACCUGAAGAGUAUCUGCAAGGUGUCGUCCAAGAACAGCCUGUCGAAGGCGAGGUCAGUGAUCCUUCCUGUUACAUACAACGGUGUCCGCUUCCAUUUAUUUCCAUUUGUGAUCUCUGAACCCUUAGCCACAAUCAGCAUCCAGGACCUCACGAGUAUCCAACUGCGACGGACCAGCACGAAGAUGAACGCUACCAAGACAUUCUCCGCUCCGCCUCCUCGCAGCGUGUCCAUGACUAACGUCUCGGAGCCGUUCUUCGUGCAAAAGACGGAUCUAAUCGCCGAACUGAAGCGCACCAAGGAUAUUCCCGGUAUCAAAAAGUUAAAGGUGGAGCGGGCGCAAGUCGAGAAGACUCAGGAACAGAACCUCAUGUCGGAAAUUAGCAGAGCGUUUAGCGUUACGAAUUUUGUUGAUCAAAUACCCGAGAAGGAUAGCUCGGGAAAUGUAAUACCAAUCUGGAAACGGCAGAUGCUGGCCCGUAAAGCCGCUGAGCGAGCGAAAAAGGAACUCGAAGAGCAAAUAGCGCGAGAGAACGAGGAGAGGCGGCAAAAGGCGAUUCCACCGUGGAAACGACAGCUUCUCGCCAAGAAAGAUAACGAGGAAAAGAGACUGAAUCAGACACAAGUGUCCGCGUCGACAAGCAUAACGAAAUUCGAAACAACGACGGCAAACCCGAAAAGAGACGCCUCACCAGCGGCAGCGUCACGCGUCAUCAAGAAGGAAGAAAACCCCGAGGUCGACGAGAAACGAGAGGAUCCUGCCAAGGACGACUCUGACGAUGGUCAAAUUAUACCUUGGAGAGCGCAAUUAAGGAAGACCAAUAGCAAGCUUAACAUCCUCGAUUAACCAUUACAAACGCUUCUUCCAUUUGUCAAAAGAGAUACGCGUGAUGUAUCACGUUUAGUCAUUAAAUGCGCGGAUUUAUGUAUUGUGAAAUCUCUCUGAACUCAACGCAACGAGCAAAUGAAUGUGACGGAGGAAUAUUUUACUUUAGUUUACUUUUAGUUGAGAUAAUAAACGAACACAUACAAUAAACGGUUCAUGGAACUAUACAGCAUAAAGCGUGUUCGAUACUUUCUAAAGUAGUACGUACUUUUUUUACAGGUACUAAAAAAAUUGAAAAGAUAUUUUUAUAUAUCUAUUUAGUAUCGUCACAAAAACAAUGUCCUCGCAAACCUCCUCGUAGGUAAAUAAUAUUACGAAAUAUCUUAUCUAUUUUAUAAAAACUAUACUGAGAAGCGGAAUACAUAUCUCAAGUUAGUGAAGAAAAUUCAGAAAACUGUGAAAAUGGAAACUUGGCAAGCAACUCAUUUACCUUUCUUUGAAAAAAGAAAAGAAAAUAUUUUUGGAAGAAAGAUAUUUUUAGUAGUACUACUUUAAAUACUUUUAAAAUAUUACUAAAGAUAUUCUAGUAGGAUUUUAAAAGUAUUGUUCGCAAAAAAUGGAAAGCAUUUAACAUAAUAACGUCAACCAAGGACAAAAACAACUUUGUAACUACGUAAGGAAUUAAUUACCGUGUGUCUUGAAUUAUGUAAUACGACGCAAUAUAUGUACAUAUGAAUAAGUCUUAUGAUAUCAGUUGCAUUAUAAAGCUUGAAAUACUCCUAUUAUCGACUGGUUUUGACACUAUCACUAUGAAGUUGAGAAAAAAAAAA
Molecule: messenger RNA, 3244 nt
Organism: Pogonomyrmex barbatus (red harvester ant)
Lineage: Eukaryota; Metazoa; Arthropoda; Insecta; Hymenoptera; Formicidae
Gene: f
Product: espin protein forked
Biological process (GO): actin filament bundle assembly
Cellular component (GO): cytoplasm
Molecular function (GO): actin filament binding
Source: RefSeq, a predicted model, not a curated record